Messenger RNA from Cylindrotheca closterium, 1482 nucleotides. Lineage: Eukaryota; Bacillariophyta; Bacillariophyceae; Bacillariales; Bacillariaceae. The record is from the annotation of a GenBank genome assembly.
AUGCAAAGAAACAAAGAUGAGGCUCCGUCCGCUAUUUCGCAGGCAUCCGCUCGGUUCCACGAUGGGCACGUCGUUGCGAGUUCUUCACCUGGAUUAUUGGACGCUGACAUCAAAGCAGAACAAGCGAUUGCUCAGGCUCUUGGCAAACUUUCACUGAAAGAAAGAGAACGAGCCUAUGAAGAUGUCCAUGGCAUCAGCCAACCAAUAGAUGAAACGCCAAAGACGAUUGCAGAUUUGAUGCAGAAACUCAUGUUCGAGUUGGCUUCCAUCAAGUCGAAACCAGCCUUUGAUAUCGCCAAGCAACUUUCUGAAGACUUUGUCACCAACCAUGCCUUCCAACUAUCUUUCUUGCGAGCUGAAUGCUACGAUGCUACCAAGGCAGCCGCUCGAAUGGUUAAGUAUUUUGAAACCAAGAAAGAACUCUUUGGGGCCGAAAUGCUUACCAAGACCAUCACCUUUGAAGAUUUAGACUCUGAUACCCAAAAGGUGGUUGCUCGAGGAUCAAUAAGUUUACUUCCAUCAAGAGAUACACUUGGAAGGUAUGUAUAUGUAUCUUCGCCUGGACAUCAUUUGAGUGGGCUGACUACGCUUGCAACAUUGCCAAAGGCAGUCUGGUACAUUGUUAGUACCGUUGCCGAAGAUGAAGAGUCUCAGCUCAAGGGAUUUGUCGCGAUUACGUACGCAGUUGGAUCUCAAUUGCAAGAUAAAGGGGGGGAGAGGAAUAAGGCAAUGUGGUUCGCUUGUAUGAAUGCUGGCACUUGCAUCCCUGUGCGAGUUUCGGGUUUCCAUCAUUGUCACAGCAGUACUAAACAGUUCAGCCUCAUGCUCAAGGUUGUCACCAUAGUGGGGGACAGUUCGUUGUGCGUCAGAAUGCGAGUUCACGAAGGGUCUCACAGUGAAUGCCAAUACAAACUCAUGACUUUCGGGAUUCCUGCCAAGGAUUUUCCAGUAACACUUGAGGGACAGCUGAAGAGCGGCAAACACAAGGGAUGGUUGGACCGGAGAAAGCAAAAGGAACAAUUUCUAAAGACUAAUCGAUUACAGGAUGGAGCUGUGGAUGUGCCCACCAAGUUCGAUGUGCUACUAGGAAAAGGAAUGCCGUGUCAAGAACAUAUAGGCAACAAGCAGCUUCACGAACUUGUAGCUUUGAAGUACGAAGAAUAUGACAGUGCCAAGCGCGACCGAAAGACAGAAAUUGCCGAGGAGUUGGUACAACAAAUCAACCAAAGUUCUGGAAGAUUCUUGAAACGAGACGAUGCCUCGGGAAUGUGGGUAGAGGUACCUAGCCGAGAGGCAAGAGAUAAGGUCUGCCAUGGUUUCAGACGAAAGCGAGAAUGGGAUCUGAAAAAGGUCAAGUCGCCUAAAAAAAGUACGAAUUCAACUGUCAACAACAUGUUCAGGACAGACAACAACGACGAGAAUCGACAAAAGAGACUGAAGAUGUCUAUUGACAACUCAGAAGGUAGAUCUGAGGCGGUAUAA